Chanos chanos (milkfish) is the source of this 1145-nucleotide messenger RNA. RefSeq names its product guided entry of tail-anchored proteins factor 1 (gene get1). The transcript is spliced from 5 exons. Gene Ontology annotation, cellular component: GET complex. Bases 1 to 513 code for a protein of 170 amino acids. Gene Ontology annotation, biological process: tail-anchored membrane protein insertion into ER membrane. The record is from RefSeq and is a predicted model, not a curated record. Gene Ontology annotation, molecular function: protein-membrane adaptor activity. NCBI's taxonomy places the organism in Eukaryota, Metazoa, Chordata, Actinopteri, Gonorynchiformes, Chanidae.
AUGGCUGCCGGCUACAAUUGGUUCCUGGUACUGAGCUCAGUCUUUUUGUGCAAUCUCGUCAAAACACUGUUACCUUCUAUUUCUUCAUUUCUAUCAAAGAUCAUUCAGAAAGAUGCAGAACAAGAAAUGGAGAUGAGGACAGAGAUCCAGAAUAUGAGGAUGGAGCUAUCUUCCAUCAGCAUGAUGGAUGAGUUUGCCAGGUACGCUCGACUGGAGCGUAAGAUCAACAAAAUGACAGACAAAUUGAAGACUCACGUUAAGUCAAGAACUGCUCAACAAGCCAAAAUGAAGUGGAUCGUGAAUAUAGUUUUUUACAUUCUCCAGGCGGCAUUGAUGAUCUCUCUCAUUUGGAAGUACUACGCCGAUCCAGUCACAGUUGUGCCCAGUAAGUGGAUUGCCCCACUGGAGCGACUGGUGGCUUUCCCAUCUGGUGUUGCAGGUGGUGUUGGAAUAACGUGCUGGUUGGUGGUCUGUAACAAAGUGGUAGCGAUUGGUCUUCAUGCUAUAAGCUAAACUGAAUUUAGCACUACUCAUUCAUCCAGUAUUACAACAUUUCAGCUGAGCGGUUAUCUACCUCGUACCGUUAUACAUUGUGAGGUCGGUGAACCGGUCAGUUUAGUGCUUGUAUAUCUCUUUUCCAGCAUCGGAUGUUAUUACGUACGUGAACGAAACAUUUUGUCGAACAACUCGGUUUUUUUUUUUAGUCAGUUCCUGCACUUUCAAGAGGUUUAAUUUAUGCUGCUUUGUCGAACACAACGUCUGCAAAUGCUCACGUGACUGGUGUUAUUUUAGUGUAAUGUUUCGUGAGCCCAGUAGUUGAACAUUUGAAAUGAAAGCCGCGGGACACCUGAGACACAGAGCAUAAAAUCCGUAUUACCACUUACCUUUCAAUACUACAUAGCACGUGCACGUACCUUCAGCACUAGAGAGGAAGCUUUCGUAUUCGACCAAGUGGAGAAUAAUGUUUUUUGUGUGUGAUGAUCUAGAUAGCAUUGAAAUGAGUGUUUCUUUGCCCCUUCACACCUGUUUACAGGGGUUGAGAUUGAAAUGUUUUUACUGAAGGACUUGUAAAUUCAGUCCUUGCAGUAGAUGACCGAAGAAGUCAGUUGUCAUGGUUUAUUGUUGUUAUUUGUUUGUUUACUCAU